Molecule: messenger RNA, 1359 nt
Organism: Symphalangus syndactylus (siamang)
Lineage: Eukaryota; Metazoa; Chordata; Mammalia; Primates; Hylobatidae
Product: retinol dehydrogenase 13-like
Source: RefSeq, a predicted model, not a curated record
ACAGGCCUAGAAGAAGAUAGAACCAUGGUUCAGGAAAUAACCCUGUCUCCACUCUUAGGAGACCCUGCAUUAGGGCCAUCACAGAGGCAUUCUAUGAGCCCAUCGCAGAGGCAUUCUAGAGAAAUCCCCGUCCCCCAAAGGAGUAGACAUAAGGGCUGCCAGCGAGUCUGGCUCUGUAGAGAGAACUUCGAGUCUCCUUUCAGUAGGGGAGGAAGGAGAAGGCCCUGCAUAAGCACAGAGUGAUUCAAGAUAUGAAGAACUUGAUUUCUUGCUUCCCUGGUCCCUGGAGCUUGGUCACUUCACCUUAGACUGCAAAUCCAAAUUUCACUUUUGAAGUUAAGGAGGAACUCUCAAAUUCAAACAGUGUAUUGAACAAACUCAAGAGUCAGUGCCUCCUUAAAUUUUAUCUUAGGCUCCACACCUGCCUCAUUGCUAGUCUCCACUCUGCCUAGAUUUAUCCUGCACCCACUUCCUCCUACAGCAUUUCCCCAGCAGGCCCAGGAAGUUUCUGCUAUGUUGCUGUGGGCUGCACUCGGCAUCCUGGUCUGGGGCGCUGGCUCUGUCUUCCUUAUUCCGGUCCUCUUCAACUACACGUGCAGCUCUGAUGGAAGUCUCAUCCCUGGGACCUCCAGUGCUGCUCCACAGAUCUGACUGGGAAAACAGCCAUAGUGACUGGGGCCAACAGUAGUGAGUGCUCCUCCCACCCUGAAUCCUCACUGUGGGCCUCGGCCUCCAACAACUCUCACAGGGAAGGCAGGGAGGAGCAUCCACUAUCAACACCCUUGUCCCUCCCCCAGAGUGUCCCUUGUUCACUGUAGUCACCACCCAGCCAAAGUUGUCCUCCCACAGGCAUCGGGAAGGUUGUAUCCCAGGACCUAGCUCGGUGUGGGGCCCAAGUGAUCCUUACUUGUCAGAGUAGGGAAUGUGGACAGCAAGCCCUGGCUGAGAUCCAAGCAGCCUCAAACAGCAACCGCCUCCUGCUUGGCGAGGUGGACCUUAGCUCCAUGACUUCUAUUCGGAGCUUUGCCCGGAGGCUUCUGCAGGAGAAUCCUGAGAUACAUCUGCUGGUAAACAAUGCUGGAGUCAGUGGAUUCCCCAAGACACUUACCCCAGAGGGCCUGGAUCUCACCUUUGUCACUAACUAUGUUGGGCCCUUUCUGCUCACAAACCUACUCCAAGGGGCCCUACAACGGGCAGGGCCAGCCCCAGUGGUGAAUGUGUCUUCCAUUCGGCAUGCACAUGGGUACAUUGAUGAGGGGCACCUGACAGGCUGGAGGCCCUUUGACCUUUAACCAAAACUAUGACUGCAGCAAACUGCUAUUGACUUCAUUCACUGGAGAGCUUGCCCAGAGACUUCAA